Didymodactylos carnosus is the source of this 851-nucleotide messenger RNA. The record is from the annotation of a GenBank genome assembly. NCBI's taxonomy places the organism in Eukaryota, Metazoa, Rotifera, Eurotatoria, Philodinida, Philodinidae.
AUGAUCUGGAUAGCCGGCACUUUUUUCUGUUCACUUAUUUUUUCGAUUUCUUCAUCAUCCCAAGUGAAAGCAGAUUCAUGUGAUAUUUAUAGUCAUCCACAAUACGGUAUUGGUCAAUGUAUUGAACAAAAUCAAUGUCCCAACGCUUUAUAUCAAUCUGGUUUAUGUGAAUCUCAACCAGCGAAUAUCAAAUGUUGCUUUUCAUUAGGGCCAAUGACGGAAGAAUUUCGUGCUGUUUGGAUUGCUACUGUAACUAAUAUUGAUUGGCCAUCAUCUAGAACGGCGACACCAGCUCAACAACAAACUGAAUUAAUCAAUAUUCUCAAUACAGUUCAAAAACUGAAUAUGAAUGCUGUUGUUUUCCAGAUUCGUCCUGUUGGUGAUACAUUCUAUGCUUCAACAUUAGAACCAUGGAGUUUGUAUUUGACUGGUGCACAUGGUAAAGCACCAUCACCAUUAUGGGAUCCGCUGACAUUCAUUGUAUCUGAAGCCCAUAAACGUAAUAUUGAAGUACAUGCUUGGCUCAACCCAUAUCGUGGUCGAAUGUCUGGUGCAACUUAUGAAUUAUCAUCAAAUCAUAUGGCUAAACGAUUUCCAAAAUAUGCGUAUACAUAUAACAAAUAUAUAUGGAUGGAUCCCGGUUCAGUGGAAGUUCAACAAUUUAUUGUUAAUGUUACUGAAGAUAUUGUUCGUCGAUAUGGGGUAGAUGGUAUACAUAUGGAUGAUUAUUUUUAUCCGUAUAGUGAUGGAACCGAAUUUCCUGAUGCAGCAACUUAUACUGCAUAUCAACAAACAGGCGGUAAAUUAAACAAAGGUGACUGGCGUCGUUCGAAUGUGAAUACUUUAAUUAA